CAUGCGGAAGGAAGGGCGUCCGCCCCAGCGUCUGCGUCGCCAGGGGAACUAGGGACAGCGCGCUAUCCGGCGCAGGCGCUGCGCGUCGCAGCUGUCAUGGCGGACACCGGGUGGAGCACUGACACUGGGGAGGCCGUGUACCGCUCCCGGGAUCCUGUGCGCAAUCUGCGCCUCCGAGUCCACCUGCAAAGGAUCACCUCCAGCAGCUUUCUGCAUUACCAGCCUGCCGCCCUGCCGGGGAAGGACCUCAUAGACUUGGCCACCUUCGGGCCUCACCCCACUGCCAGUGGACAUCGCCCGGAUGAAGAUGAAGAGGAGGAGCUGGUGAUCGGGUGGCAGGAGAAGCUCUUCAGCCAGUUUGAAGUAGAUCUGUACCAAAACGAAGCCGCCUGUCAGAGCCCUUUGGAUCAUCAGUACCGGCAGGAGGUCCUGAAGCUCGAACACUCGGGUGGCAGGAAGAACCGACGGAUCUUCACCUACACCGACUCUGACAGAUACACCAACUUGGAAGAGCACUGUCAGAAAAUGACCACGGCAGCCAGUGAGAUGCCAUCCUUCUUGGUCGAACGGAUGGCGAAUGUCAGGCGGCGCCGGCAGGACAGGCGAGGGACAGAGGGCGGCAUUCUCAAGUCCCGCAUUGUCACCUGGGAACCCUCCGAGGACUUUGUUCGGAACAACCACGUCAUUAAUACCCCUCUUCAGACGAUGUACAUCAUGGCAGACCUGGGGCCCUACGGAAAGCUUGGCUAUAAGAAGUAUGAGCAUGUCCUGUGUACUCUAAAGGUGGACAGCAAUGGAGUGAUCACAGUCAAACCUGACUUCACUGGCCUCAAAGGGCCCUACAGAAUCGAGACAGAGGGGGAGAAGCAGGAGCUGUGGAAGUACACCAUCGACAAUGUGUCCUCCCUGGCACAGCCGGAAGAGGAGGAGCGGGAGCAGCGUGUGUUCAAGGAUCUUUAUGGCCGGCACAAGGAGUACCUCAGCAGCCUGGUGGGCACGGACUUUGAGAUGACUGUCCCAGGUGCCCUCCGGCUCUUUAUCAAUGGAGAGGUGGUUUCAGCCCAAGGCUACGAGUAUGACAACCUGUAUGUGCACUUCUUUGUGGAGCUGCCAAGCACUAACUGGUCAAGCCCAGCUUUCCAGCAGCUCUCAGGGGUGACACAGACCUGUACCACUAAGUCUCUAGGCAUGGACAAGGUGGCUUACUUCUCCUACCCAUUCACAUGGGAAGCCUUCUUCCAGCAUGAGGACGAAUCUGUGGAGUCUCUCCCGGAGUGGCCCGUGCUGUACUGUGAGGUCCUCUCACUGGACUUCUGGCAGAGGUAUCGCGUGGAAGGCUACGGGGCUGCGGUGCUGCCUAUCACCCCAGGCUCGCAUACCCUGACCAUCUCCACGUGGAGGCCCACAGACCUUGGCACGCUGGCUGAGCUCAGGAGGUUUUUCAUUGGUGGUUCUUUGGAGCUGGAGGACCUGUCCUACGUGCGGAUCCCGGGGACCUUCAAGGGCCUUCAUGGAAUCGAGCUCCCUGCGGAAAAGGAUGCGGAGUGUGUUGGACCGUCUGGAGGGAUUCAGCCAGCAGAGCUCUGUCCACAACGUGCUGGAAGCCUUCCGUCGAGCCCGGCGCCGUAUGCAGGAAGCCCGGGAGAGCCUCCCCCAGGACCUAGUGAGCCCAUCCAGGACCUUGACCUCUUAGCCCACCGCAGCCCUGGCCCACUGUGCCAGAAGCUAGCCAGGACAGGGGUGUGCUUAGUGAGCGCCCUGGAGAGCCUGUGUCCCAUGUGGCCCCUUUCAGACGGUGUCAGAGCAUCAGAGCACAGCAGGCUUUGGAUCCAAAACUCACCCGGAUGAGCCCACCAUCUGUCUGUCUUUGACAUGGCCUCUUUCUAGCCUGUUGCAGUCUCCACGGUCAGGGGCUGCGGGUACUGCUAUUCCACAAUCUUGCAAAGUAUAACUUUCUUCCAAGAAACAGGAAGUAGAAAGAGAUCUUUCACCGCCGGCCCCUCCAUUCCGGCUGUCUGUUUCCAACAUGGCCUUCUGCUGUUGCCUGCGUCUGGCUGAGUUUGGGAAGCAACUUAUUUCAUAAAGGAAGGCUGAGGGCAGUACCCGCUCCUUUCUGCCAGCAGAGCUGUGUUUUUAAUUGUGCUUUUGUGUAUAAAGCCUUUUUGAUACCGAUUGCUGUUUUGUAGUGGCUUCUCUGCCCAGGUCGUUGGCCUGAGGGGAUCUUCUCAGUGUUGGGGUCCCUGCCACCCAUGCCCUUCCCUCCGCUGCUGUCCCCACUGUGGACUAUGUACUUUGAC
This is a messenger RNA of Ochotona curzoniae (black-lipped pika), 2297 nucleotides long. RefSeq names its product MKS transition zone complex subunit 1 (gene MKS1). The coding region runs from base 97 to 1848 and encodes 583 amino acids. The transcript is spliced from 17 exons. The record is from RefSeq and is a predicted model, not a curated record. Gene Ontology annotation, cellular component: MKS complex. Lineage: Eukaryota; Metazoa; Chordata; Mammalia; Lagomorpha; Ochotonidae. Gene Ontology annotation, biological process: cilium assembly.